AUGGUGCCCUCCAGCCACGCGGCGGAGAAGCAGAUGCCCGCGGAGCCGGGGCCGGACCCUGAGCUCAAGUCCUGGAGGUGCUUGGUGUUCUAUCUGUGUUUCUACGGCUUCAUGGUGCAGUUGCGGCCCGGGGAGAGCUUCAUCACACCCUACCUCUUGGGCCCCGAUAAGAACUUCACACGGGAACAGGUCACCAACGAGAUCACGCCGGUGCUGUCCUACUCCUACCUGGCGGUGCUGGUGCCCGUCUUCCUGCUGACCGACUACCUGCGCUACACGCCGGUGCUGGUGCUGCAGAGCCUGAGCUACGUGUCCGUGUGGCUCUUGCUGUGGCUCGGCCGCUCGGUGCUGCACAUGCAGCUCAUGGAGCUCUUCUACAGCGUCACCAUGGCCGCCCGCAUCGCCUACUCGUCCUACAUCUUCUCGCUCGUGCGCCCCGCCCGCUACCAGCGCAUGGCCGGCCACUCGCGGGCGGCCACGCUGCUCGGCGUCUUCACCAGCUCCGUGCUGGGCCAGCUGCUCGUCAGCGCGGGCGGGGUGUCCUUCUCCACGCUCAACUACGUCUCGCUCGGCCUCCUCGCCUUCAGCCUGGUCCUCGCCCUGUUCCUGAAGCGCCCCAGACGCAGCCUCUUCUUCAACCGCGACGCCCCAGUGUGCCGCGGGGCCGCGCCCUCCGAGCUGGGCCGCAUGAACGCGGACGCCGGGCCGGGCCGGGCGCCGCGGGGGGCCUGGCGGGACUGGACGCUGGUGCGCAUGCUCCGGGAGCUGGGGCGCAACGUGCGGUCGCCGCAGCUCCGCCUCUGGUCCCUCUGGUGGGUCUUCAACUCGGCCGCCUACUACCUGGUCGUCUACUACGUGCACAUCCUGUGGAACGUGGUCCACCCCACCACGGACUCCACCUCGGUCUACAACGGGGGGGCGGACGCCGCGUCCACCCUGCUCGGUGCCAUCACCUCGUUCUCCGCGGGCUUUGUGAAGAUCCACUGGGCGCUGUGGGCGAAGCUGGUCAUCGCGGGCGUGACGGCGCUGCAGGCCAUGCUGGUCUUUCUCAUGUACAGCACCAGCAACAUCUGGCUGUGCUACCUGGCUUUUGUGCUCUUCCGCGGUGCCUACCAGUUCCUGGUGCCCAUUGCCACUUUUCAGAUCGCGUCUUCUCUCUCUAAAGAGCUCUGUGCCCUGGUCUUCGGAGUCAACACAUUCCUUGCCACCGUCCUCAAGACCAUCAUCACUCUCAUUGUUUCUGACAAGCGGGGUCUAGGCCUCCCAGUCCACUCACAGUUUCUUGUCUACUUCGUGUACUUCCUGGUGCUGUUUGGUGUCUACCUCUUGGGGGCCAUGCUGGUGGCCCUGCAGCACUUCCAGGCCAGCCGCCGCGCGCCCCCGCCCCCGGAGCUGAGGAGCCCUGCCGAGGAGAAGGCCAUGCAGGUGCUGAGCGAGCAGGACAGCGGCCUCAGCAGCCUGCAGCCCGAGGCCCUGCCCCUGGCCUCCCAGGAGCAGAACCAGCAGCCCGAGGCCAAAGCCUGACCCUUGGACACCAGCGGCCGCCCGCCAGCAUCCUCCACGCCCCCACAGGUGGCCCACCCCUGGUGUCAGCGAUCCAGGUUUCCGGCCUCGUCCACAUUACAGGGUUCAGAUUGUGGAGCCAGUGGUGACCAGCGGGGACCCUCCAUGGUACCUCCCUGUGACCUGCACCUCGGGGGCAGCCUGCCUCAGGAGGGGCCUUGGCUUGUCCUGCAGUGGCCCGAGGACGGUGCCCCUCCGCCCUGCUUGGCGCUCUGGCCCUGUCCCCCGCCCACACGCCUCCCCACCAUCACCCCCCACCCUGGGAAGCAGGCCCUGCUUGUCCCUGGGGACCAGUGACUGGGAUAGGGACUCGGGCCCCCGCAGUGCGAGGCUGGGAGCCCUGAUCUGUGUGGACUGUGGCUCAGUUGUCCAGGUACUUGCUUUAGACAAUGCUCUUCCUUUUUUUAAAAAAAUUGACCUACACGAGAAACCUUAAUGGGCUCCU
This is a messenger RNA of Neomonachus schauinslandi (Hawaiian monk seal), 2008 nucleotides long. RefSeq names its product solute carrier family 19 member 1 (gene SLC19A1). Gene Ontology annotation, cellular component: basolateral plasma membrane; plasma membrane; apical plasma membrane. Gene Ontology annotation, biological process: methotrexate transport; folate transmembrane transport. The record is from RefSeq and is a predicted model, not a curated record. Bases 1 to 1524 code for a protein of 507 amino acids. NCBI's taxonomy places the organism in Eukaryota, Metazoa, Chordata, Mammalia, Carnivora, Phocidae. Gene Ontology annotation, molecular function: folate:monoatomic anion antiporter activity; methotrexate transmembrane transporter activity; folic acid binding. The transcript has 6 exons.